UGUUCUCUACUUUUAAAUCGCACUGUUCCGGUCCAGAUCAACACAAGCGAAGUCUGACGAGCAGCAGAAAACAUGCCUCCUUUCCCUCUUAUUAAAAUGGCGUUCCUUCUACUUUUUUCUUUGUGUUUGACAUUAAUUUUAGGGUUCGGGCUCCCAGAAGCAUUGAAUUUCAUUGUUAAAUGCUGUGGGUUUGCAGAAGCCAGCGUAACCCACUGCAUAGUCCUUGUGUAUUUCAUUUUCGUAUUUUUUGUGGCAAUGCCUUCCAUCCCCAGGGGCUCUGUGAAAACUGAGGGAAAAGCUGUGCUCAUCACAGGCUGUGACAGUGGAUUUGGAUUUGCUUUGGCAAAGCAUUUACAUGCUCUGGGAUUCACAGUCUUUGCUGGAUGCCUUCUUAAGGACAAGAGCGGCACUGGAGCUUGUGAUCUGGAGAGCAUGAACUCGGAGCGGAUGAAAGUUGUGCAGGUGGAUGUUUGCAGCGAGGAGGAGGUGAAUCAAGCCCUGCAGUUCGUCAGGGAAAACCUGAAGGAUGCAGAGAAGGGUCUGUGGGCACUGGUGAAUAAUGCUGGAGUCUCAACUUUUGGAGAAGUGGAGUUCACAAGCAUGGAGACAUACAAGCAGGUUGCGGAUGUUAAUCUGUGGGGUACAAUCAGGGUGACCAAGGCCUGCCUUCCCCUCAUUCGCAGAGCUAAAGGUCGAGUGGUGAACAUUGCUAGCAUGUAUGGGAGAAUGGGCAAUGCCCUUCGUUCCCCUUACUGCGUGUCCAAGUAUGGUGUGGAGGCCUUCUCGGAUUGCUUGCGGUACGAGAUGCGGCCGUGGGGCGUCAAGGUCAUCACCGUCGAGCCUGGGAACUUCAUUGUCGCCACGGGGAUCCUGACGCGCGACAUUGUUCUGGCGACGGCUGACAAACUGUGGAACGCGGCUCCAAGCAUUGUUCAGGAGGAUUAUGGGAGGGCACAUUUCGAGCGUCGCAUUUCCGUGGUAAAGUCCUACUGCAACAGUGGGCAGAAGGACAUGACCCCUGUCUUGCACGACAUCGCAGACGCCGUCACGUCCAACUACCCCUUCACGCGUUACAACCCUAUGGAGGUCUACUGGUGGAUUCGGAUGCAGGCGAUGACCCAUCUUCCGGCUGCCAUCUCUGACAGGAUCUAUUUUUAAUCCACGCACUGGGAGCCUCUGAUACUGCUGACAGAGUUAGAGCAGCAAAAGAGUUAGAGCAGCUACUUUUCAACAAAAGAGAAUCUCUGAUGCGAAAUGUCGUCUGUACAGUAGCUCUUUAAUUUUUUGAUUUAAGUAAUAUGUAUGGCUGUCACGCUAGUUUACUGAUCAACACUGUUGUAGGCUAAUAUGAAAAGACUAGGGUGUUUAAAUUGUAGGCAAGCUUGCUAGCUAGAUUUCUCCUUUGUCUGAGAGUGUACCGAUAUGGCAUUUUUCAUGAAAUGAAAUAGAUUGUCAGUGUGCCCCUGAUAAAGUAGAAAACUACAGAACAGUCUCUUUCCAAAUGAUCAAAAGCUGCUUGAUGUGUAGUUUUAUUAAUAAAAUGGUUAAAUCAUUCACAGCAACAGAAA
Lepisosteus oculatus (spotted gar) is the source of this 1568-nucleotide messenger RNA. It is a transcript of the gene bdh1, whose product is annotated as 3-hydroxybutyrate dehydrogenase, type 1. Gene Ontology annotation, molecular function: oxidoreductase activity. Gene Ontology annotation, cellular component: intracellular membrane-bounded organelle. Gene Ontology annotation, biological process: steroid metabolic process. NCBI's taxonomy places the organism in Eukaryota, Metazoa, Chordata, Actinopteri, Semionotiformes, Lepisosteidae. The record is from RefSeq and is a predicted model, not a curated record.